Tachysurus fulvidraco (yellow catfish) is the source of this 1137-nucleotide messenger RNA. RefSeq names its product dual specificity phosphatase 22b (gene dusp22b). Bases 334 to 894 code for a protein of 186 amino acids. The transcript has 10 exons. Gene Ontology annotation, biological process: protein dephosphorylation; transforming growth factor beta receptor signaling pathway; regulation of cell population proliferation. Lineage: Eukaryota; Metazoa; Chordata; Actinopteri; Siluriformes; Bagridae. Gene Ontology annotation, molecular function: protein tyrosine/serine/threonine phosphatase activity. The record is from RefSeq and is a predicted model, not a curated record. Gene Ontology annotation, cellular component: cytosol.
CAUGAUUCAUGAAUUUAUUAUUGAUUAUUAUUAUGAUUAACUAAACAAAUGCUCUAAAGGUCAUUAGAUGUGUUUUCGCCUCCCAGACGCUCACAGACAGCUGUUUAUCUGAACCUGGAACAUAAACCACUUCCCAACAUAAACCAGGCUGCUGGUACACAGUUUCACUCUGAUCUGGAGUCAGCUUUCUAGUCACUGCAGCUCCGACGCCUUUUACAGCGGAGUCUGAAAUCUCUGGUCUCAGACAAACUUAGGUCAGUGCGAGUACAGGCUCCAGGACGCCGCACAGCGCUUUACAGUAGGAGAGUCGCAUUAAACUGUCAGGAUACUGACAUGGGGAAUGGAAUUAACAAGGUGUUGCCUGAUCUUUAUUUGGGCAACUUUAAAGAUGCCAGAGACAGAGAGCAGCUGGCAAGAAACAACAUCACACACAUCCUGUCCAUUCAUGACACAGCGGCUCCCAUCUUACAAGAGAUGACCUAUCUCUGCAUCCCGGCCGCUGAUCUUCCCACGCAGGACCUGAAGAAGUAUUUCAAACAGAGCAUCAUGUUUAUUCAUGAGUGCAGGUUGAAAGGCGAAGGAUGUCUGGUCCACUGUCUAGCGGGUGUGUCUCGCAGCGUUACGCUGGUCGUGGCUUACAUCAUGACAGUGACGGGUCUGGGCUGGCAGGAGGCGCUGACAGCGGUCAGGGUGGCACGACCCUGCGCCACGCCCAACCCCGGCUUCCAGAAACAGCUGCAGGAGUUUCAUAGCACACAGGCGGAAGAGUUUCGGGAUUGGCUGAGAAAGGAGUAUAAAGAUUGUCCCUUUAAUGAUGAGGAACACAUCCGCAACCUGCUGGGUCGAGCCCCCAGCACUAGUGCAGGAGCUGUGGGCAAACCUCUGAGCACGUGAAGAUGGAACGGAGAACCUCGGACUAGUUCUUCUUCUUCUUCUUCUUCUUCUUCUUCUUCUUCUUCACGGCCGUCACUGUGCUGCUGAUGAUGGGAGGAGUUUUAAGACUGCGUGCUGUGUUUAAACGACUGCUUUUUUUUCCCAUUCUGAGUUCCAACUCUUCCUUAACUAAACUUAAGCCUAUUUUGUACAUAAAACGAUGAAGAUUGUUUUUACUACAAUAAAUAUAGUUCAUGUCAGUAA